UAUAACUUCAGAAGAGUCAAAAGUCCGUAACGUUUUCUUCGACAUGGAGCUGUUUGGCAAGAUGGGAUCGCUGCCUGCAACGCUACUCUUUCUCUUCUUGAUCGUUUCUUCUCAUUUCUCUCCCUCCAUUGGAGGUGACAUCCUAACCCCAGGCCAACCCCUCUCCGACGGCCAAGAGUUGAUCUCAGCUGGGGAAAGAUGUGCCUUAGGCUUCUUCAGCCCUGUCAACACUAGCAAUCGCUACGUCGGCAUAUGGUACAAGGUCUCAUCUGAUACCAUCGUGUGGGUUGCCAAUCGCCAGCACCCGAUCUCCGAGCGCAACGGUAGCCUGUCGAUCGCCGCCAAUGGAACUCUCAUCAUCACCGACCAGAACUCUAAACCCAUCUGGUCCUCAGGCUCGUCGGGCCUCGCCAGUCCAGUCGCGCAACUCUUAGACGAUGCCAAUUUCAUCGUUAAAGAGGCUAAGGGUGACGGUAAUAUUGUUCCAGGGAGCUUUGCAUGGCAGAGCUCCGACCACCCGACCGACACUCUGCUCCCAGGAAUGAAGUUCGGGUGGAACCUAACGAGUGGCCUCAACCGUAACAUCACAUCAUGGGCCAGUCCUAGCGACCCAGCGCCGGGUCCCUACACCAUGUUUCUGGAUCUCCAUGGCGACCCCCAGAUAAUUUUGUUGGAAGACUCGAACCAACGGUGGCGCGUCGGACCAUGGAACGGGCAAAGAUUCAGUGGCAUCCCGGAUAUUAUGCGUUAUAAGGUCUUCAUAUUGGACUUUGUCAUCAACAACGACGAGGUUUUCUAUAUGUACAACACCACCAGCAUGUCCAUCAUCGCGAGACUUACCGUGGACUACACCGGCCAGGUCCAACGCCUUGUCUGGCUCAAUGACAGCCAAAUGUGGAGCGUCUACUUGUCUGAGCCGAAGGACAUAUGCGAUUAUGUGUCACAAUGCGGGGCUUAUGGGGUCUGUAAUCCUGACGACUCACCUGUAUGUACUUGUUUGCAGGGAUUUAAGCCUAGGUCGCCGGAAAAUUGGGAUCUUAGAGAAGGGAAAGACGGGUGUGUGAGGAUGACGGAGCUAGACUGUCGGAACGGGACUGAUGGGUUUGUGACAAUAGAGGAGACAAAGCUGCCGGACACAUCAAGGUCGACGGUGGAUAGGAGCAUAGGACUGGAUGAGUGUAGGGCGUCGUGCUUGAGGAAUUGUUCAUGCACCGCCUAUGCUAGUGCUAAUAUCAACGGGACCGGAUGCAUAAUUUGGACGACAGAGCUCACUGAUAUUAGGGUGUAUACUUUUGGUGGACAGGAUCUCUACGUCCGGCUAGCAGCGGCCGAUCUAGGCCUGGAAUCAGAUCAUUCGCAUUCACGUACCAUAGCUGGGAUUGUGGUGGGCUCUGUUGCGGGGAUUCUGCUGCUUUCUUCGGUGGGCAUUUGUGUUUGGAUGAAGAGGAGAAGAACAGUUUCCUUAGGUGCCAUUCCCUUUGCUAGUCACCGCAACAACGAAUACAAGGACGGCAAGGACUGGGACCUUCCUCUAUUUGAUCUGGGGACAAUCAUUGCAGCGACGGACAACUUCUCAAUCGAAAACAAGCUUGGAAAGGGUGGCUUCGGUCCCGUGUACAAGGGAAUGCUUGGGGAGGAGCAAGAAAUAGCUGUGAAGAGGCUUUCAAAGACUUCGACACAGGGCGCUGAUGAAUUCAUGAAUGAAGUGAUGCUGAUUGCUAAGCUUCAGCACCGAAACCUAGUUCGGCUUCUAGGUUGCUGCACUCAAGGAGAGGAAAGGAUGCUAGUAUAUGAAUACAUGCCUAAUAAAAGCUUGGACGCCUUCAUCUUUGAUAAAGAUAAAGGUGUGCUACUGGAUUGGCAAACCCGCUUCAACAUUAUAGAAGGGAUUGCUCAAGGUCUUCUCUACCUACACCGAGACUCGAGACUUAGAAUUAUACACAGGGAUCUUAAAGCUAGUAACAUUCUUCUUGAUAAAGAUAUGAACCCUAAAAUAUCAGACUUCGGGUUGGCAAGAAUAUUUCGAGAGGAUGAGACGGCACUAAAUACUCGGAGAGUUGUGGGGACGUAUGGAUACAUGUCUCCUGAGUAUGCCAUGGAUGGUGUCUUCUCGGUGAAAUCUGAUGUAUUCAGCUUUGGUGUCUUAGUACUUGAAAUCAUUAGCGGCAAGAAGAACAGAGGCAUUUCCAUAUCCGAGUAUGAAGGAAACCUUCUAGCACAUGCAUGGAGUUUAUGGAUGCAUGGUAAUGGCUUCGAACUAGUAGAUAAAUCAAUCAGCAACUCAAUUUCCAUGGUUGAAGCCUUGAACUCCAUAAAGGUUGGCUUAUUGUGUGUUCAAGAAUGUCCAAAAGAUAGGCCGACGAUGUCUUCUGUGGUAUUGAUGUUGAGCAGCAAGAAUGCAUCCUUAACCGAUCCUAAACAUCCUGGUUUUUUUCCAACAAGAGCUUCCUCGACAACCGAGUCAUCAAAAAGCAAGACAAACUCAGCAAGUAUAAAUGAAUUAUCGGUUACAAUAGUUGAAGGUCGAUGACUGUUAGAUCGAGGUGGUAAAAUUUUUUCAUACUAGAGACAAGCUAUGAAAAGUUCUUGUUCUUUCAGUGUCCAUGCUUUCCUUUGAACUAUCUCAAGUCCUAAUCACAAGUUAGGAGUCCAUUAGUGUAAAUUAGUUAUACUAGGUAUUUUGUAUAAUAUUUUGAAAAUAAUCGAAAAAACUAUAAAUUUAAAUUGUUGUUCAUCCAAAAGAAGGCAACAAAGCAUAUUCUCGUUUAAAUCUUAAAAUAGUGACCAUGAGGGAGAGCUAAAAUUUGUUGCUAGUUUGGAUUCACCAGCUGAAAAAAGAAGCAGAAUAUCCUACAAAUAGGGGAAAUGACCAUUUCCAAGAUUCCUAUGUAUAAAUGGCCAACAUUUCUCGGAUGAUUGGUUCAUGUAUGAAAUAAAAGUGGAUCAAUUGGGGAAGAGCUCGAAUGGAGACGAUUAACCAUGAAAGGUAAUGGGCCCAUGGUAAGAUGUAACAUGGUACCAACUUUCUUUCUAGAAAAAAAAAAUAGUGACUUUGAGAACUUCAGCAAAUUGCAACAUCUUAUUUUCGUACGGUGACAAUUUAUAUUAAGCGUGCAAACAGAUCGGAUCGGACGGAGUCAUGAGUGAUCCAGAUCCAACUCGGCCCAUGUUCAGGUCCCAAUUUUAGGCUCAGACUCAACCCAAUAGAAGAUCGGGUCAGGUCGAGUCGGGUCCAUAGCUACAAAUCAUAAGGCAAGGACUCGAUCAGGGCUAGGGUUAACUAACAUGGUUCAUCAAUUAAGGUUUCAAAGACAUCGAGUCGGAGUGAUCGGUCCAAUAGGCAGCCCGGGCACCAGGACAAAAUCGGGGCUUUUAUAGGGAUCAACUUGGAUUUGUAGAUCAAGUUGACAGGACCAGAUAUUGGGUUCCUUGGACAUUCUAGAGAGAGAAAGUAGGAAGUGGAGAGAGGAGAAAGAAAGUAGAGAGAAAAAGUGGAGAGAGGAGGGUAGAGAGAAGAGAGAGGAAAUAAGAGAGAGAGAGGGACCGGUCGGUCUCUCUGUCUCCUCCCCUUCUUCUUCUUCUUUAGUCCUUUCUUUCUUCUUUCUUCCUUCUUCCUCGGUAAAACGAAAGAUAGAGAGGAUGGCUUGGCUGUGGUCAUGUGGUCCGGUGAGGUGACGACCGGAGAUGGUGGAGGGUAGUGUUGGGCAGCUGGCGGCGGUGGCCGACCGGCCGAAGCCAACCCAAAACAGGGCCGAACAGGGAAGGUUUUGGGCUUGAUUGUCCUCAAAUACCCAGCCUGCUCGCCGGCGGCUGGGUAUUGACUCCAACCCGGGGCAAAUGCAAGGAAGGGCUGAGGCCCUCGGCGACGAACGCCGGCGGCGGCGGCGGUCGAAUAAGGGGAAGAAAAACAGGGGAAAACCAUGGUUCUCUUUGCCGGUCGAUUUCCGGCUGCUUUCUCGGCCGGCGAACAUGGAUCCCAAUCGUGGGAAGAAGAAGAAGAAAUGGAAGGGAGGCGAGAGCGUUACCUCUGCUCUAGUGGCAUCUGACGGCCCUAAUUUCUGGUGGCACAAGUUCGAGCAGCCGUGAGCUCUACCGGAGAAAAGAGAGAGGAGAGAAAAAGGAACAAAGGAAGGGAAGGAGAGGAGAACGGAAGGGAGAUGGAGGAGGAAGAAGGAAAGAGGAAGAGGAGGAGGAAGAGGCCGUGGGAGAUCGGUGGAGUCGGUGGUUUUUAUACCCCACCCGGAGUGGAUAAGGAUGAAUGGCCGUUGGCUGCUCGGACAGGGGAUCACGAUCCCUGUUCUUCCCUUCUUGUUUUUUUCUCUUCUAGCUUCUGAAGCAGAAGCAGGCUGCAAAAGAGGCAAUAAAUUGUAUAAAGGUGGGUCAUCCAUGUGUGCAAAAACGCCCGGAAGAUCGACCAUCGAUGUCAUUUAUAGUGUUUAUGUUGGGUAGUGAUAGCGCGGCAUUACCAAAUCCUAAACAACUUGGUUUUGUUACAGGAAGACUUCCCCUUGAAGUAGAGUCAUCUUCAAGCCAGCAAGAUUCAUGUACACUGAAUAAUAUGUCAGUUACAAUGUUACAAGGCUGAUAGCUUGAUAGAUUUUGUUGAUUUUUGUAGAAAAUAUGAAAGGCAAAGCUUGCUAAUUAACUCAACGGAGCUUAUCU
Phoenix dactylifera (date palm) is the source of this 4662-nucleotide messenger RNA. NCBI's taxonomy places the organism in Eukaryota, Viridiplantae, Streptophyta, Magnoliopsida, Arecales, Arecaceae. The record is from RefSeq and is a predicted model, not a curated record.